Messenger RNA from Labrus mixtus (cuckoo wrasse), 2218 nucleotides. It is a transcript of the gene smug1, whose product is annotated as single-strand-selective monofunctional uracil-DNA glycosylase 1. Lineage: Eukaryota; Metazoa; Chordata; Actinopteri; Labriformes; Labridae. Gene Ontology annotation, biological process: base-excision repair. Gene Ontology annotation, molecular function: oxidized pyrimidine nucleobase lesion DNA N-glycosylase activity; single-strand selective uracil DNA N-glycosylase activity. Bases 157 to 1026 code for a protein of 289 amino acids. The transcript has 2 exons. The record is from RefSeq and is a predicted model, not a curated record.
CGAAGGAAACGCAGCAUAGAGCAGAGGAAGAAAACACGACUGAACGCCUCCUAUACAACUAUUUUUUACAUUUAUUUAACUUGAAAGAAGCCGUCAAAGCGUAAAGUUAAUGCGUGUUUAUCGGACAAACGGGUACAACCUUAAGACGCUCACGACAUGUCAGAUGACGCUACGGCUGCAGGUGAAACGGGUGAGGAGGUCGCGCGUGGAGAUGAUGGGCAGAAGCCUUUGUGUGAAUCCGCUCAGCUGACCCCUUCCUCCAGGUUUCUGCGGGCUGAACUGGAGUUGAACGCACACCUUCGCCAGCUCACCUUCAGCGAGCCCGUCCGGUACAUCUACAACCCGCUGGAGUACGCCUGGGACACACACCGCUGCUACGUGGAGAGGUACUGUCAGGCUGGACAAAAGAUUCUGUUUCUGGGGAUGAACCCAGGACCCUUCGGCAUGGCACAGACAGGGGUCCCCUUUGGUGAAGUCAGGUCUGUUGUUGAUUGGCUUAAGAUCACCGGGGAGGUGGGUCAUCCUCCUGACGAGCAUCCAAAGCGACAGAUCACAGGACUCGCCUGCACUCAGAGGGAAGUGAGCGGCGCUCGUUUCUGGGGCUUCUUCAGGAAACUUUGUGGUGAACCAGCUCGGUUCUUCCAGCACUGCUUUGUGCACAAUCUAUGCCCACUCAUCUUUAUGAGUGCCAGUGGGAAGAAUUUAACCCCACCUGAGCUGCUUGUGGGCGAACGGGAGAAGCUCCUCGUCCUGUGUGACAUUGCACUGUGCCAGGUUGUGAAGGCGCUGGGCGUUUCCAUGGUGAUCGGGAUUGGGAGGGUGGCAGAGCAGCGGGCACGGCGAGCUCUGACUGCUGCAGGUGUCAGUGUGCGAGUGGAGGGCAUCAUGCAUCCAUCACCCAGAAACCCAAAGGCUAACAAGGGCUGGGAGGAAGAAGCCAAAGCUAAACUGACAGAACUUGGAGUCAUGUCACUGCUGGCCAACAAGUUAUCUGACAGUCUUCUUAUCCCCAGCAGCAAGGAGUGAGCUCGACCAAGAUGUGAGGAGCCAGAGUAAGAAGCUUGCUAUUGUGGCAUUCUUUUACAGUAUGAUUUGCUGCUUUAAAGUGCAGACUCACAUUUAAACUCACAAAAGUGUUUGUGUGUUUUAGUAAAUGCUUUCACCUUCAGUAACAACAGCAGAAAAAAAAUAGGGCCCGACGGAUAGAGGAUUUCUGGGGCUGAUAUCGAAAUUGGGGAUAGAAAAAAAUCGGAUACCAAUAUUUUGGUCGAUAUCUUUGAUAGAGCUGUGUUCGAUCUGUCGAGAUAUAGAUAUACACACUUAUUGCUUUGAUCCCUCAAAUGCAGUUAUCAAACACUUGUGUAAAAAAAGAUAUACAGUAUAAGGAAGACAAGAAGGUAAUUUAACUGGAGACGUACAUGCUGUGCGUGUACAUGCAUCAGCGCUUGAUUGACGCUCUGAAGAGUGAUGCUUGUUGUAAUCCAUAUCACACACUCUGCUGGUGAAAGAGAACUGCUAGUUUAACACUAUUGAACUCAAAUGAAAUGCUUUUUGACUGGUUAGUAAUUCUAGGAAUAUCGGCACAUAUCUGCAAUAAAAUUAGCCAUGCCCGUUAGUCACUGGAUAUGCUAUUACCAGCUGAUAUUAUUGGCUGCCUAAUAAAUGGGUGGGGCUCUACUUGCUAUACACUAAUCUUCUGAUUCAUGUCUGCCUUUUCAUAUUGGGUUAAAACUGCUUUCCGUGUGUACUUGAAUGCUGAGAACCUAUGCUCAGGGUGUUUGUAAGUGUUAGUGUUAUAUUUUUUUUAUACGUUCAUUGAACUUCUUGAAACUGUUGUUUUCAGGGAAAGGCCAGAUAUUUGCGUAUGAGUGAAUGCCUCUCCUAGUAUGUUUGAACUAAUUAUGAUGCAUACAAGGACACACACACAUACCUCUAAAUAUUACUGCAAAAAUGUGAUUGAGAGUAUGUUACUGUUAUGCACGUAUUGGACAUUUUUAUCUAAAUGCAAACUGUAUUAAUUCUUUACUAAAUCUUUACUGGAUCAAUUAUAAGAAAAACUAUUCAUGAAGAGUACACUUUAGGACCUGCUGUAGCUUUUUCUGAUGGAAACAUUGCAGUAUUCAGAAUUACUCUUAUACAAAUAUUUUGUAGAAAAAAGUGUUUUUCAUGAUGGAAGCUCUACAAUAAUAUUACUUAUUACUUUUUAUAACUUACUUUU